Molecule: messenger RNA, 2486 nt
Organism: Colossoma macropomum (tambaqui)
Lineage: Eukaryota; Metazoa; Chordata; Actinopteri; Characiformes; Serrasalmidae
Product: class I histocompatibility antigen, F10 alpha chain-like
Exons: 9
Coding region: 138-1640 (500 amino acids)
Biological process (GO): immune response
Cellular component (GO): external side of plasma membrane
Molecular function (GO): protein binding
Source: RefSeq, a predicted model, not a curated record
AAGCGCGUAAGGCGGAAUACGGGUGGGAAAACUAUAAUACAGUAUCUACCCAAAUCGGCUCAUCAGAGAGCGAGAAAAAUCGACUUUUCUCAACAAACAGAUCGUCAAAGUGACUCUUGUGAUCGUCUAAGGCGACGAUGGGGGUGUCUACAGUAGUCUGUGCUGUUUUACUGUGUGGAGGGUUUGUUUCUACUUUCGGAGAUCAACACUCUCUGUACUACAUUUACACCGCUCUCUCCAAAGAUGUCGCUCUACCAGGGAUCUAUGAGUUCACAGCACUGGGUCUGCUCGAUGACCGGGAGAUCGACUACUACAACAGUAAGGAACAGGUUAAGAUUCCUAAGCAGGACUGGUUGAAGGAGAAGAUGCAGCCAGAUUACUGGGACAAAGGCACCCAGUCUCGCAAGAGCAAAGAGCAGUGGUUCAAGGUCAACGUGGACAUCCUGAUGCAGCGAAUGAGACACAAUCAGACCGACCUUCACGUUCUUCAGUGGAGACAUGGCUGUGAGAUCGAUGAAGCAGAUGGAAGUGUCAGAUUUCUGAGAGGCAUUGAUGAGUACAGCUACGAUGGGUCAGAGUUCCUCUCCUUUGAUGAUGACAACAUGCGGUGGAUCGCUCCAGUUCCAGAAGCUCUGCCAACCAAAAGGAAAUGGGAUGAUGUGCCCAUCCUGAACCAGUACACCAAGGGUUACCUGGAGAAAGAAUGUGUGGACUGGCUCACCAAAUUCAUGGAGUACGGAAAAGAAUCACUGAGAAAACACUCUCCACCGCCUGUUCAUGUGUUUGCGAAGAAAUCUACAACUAACUCAGGAAAGCUGACCCUGACCUGCCUGGCCACGGGCUUCUACCCCAAAGACGUGGUGGUGAGUGUGAGGAAGUUCCGCACUUCACUUCCUGAACACCUACUAACAUCUUCAGGAGUCAGACCCAAUGAUGAUGGAACCUACCAGCUGAGGAAGAGUGUGGAGAUCCAGGAGGACGAUACAGCAGAAUAUGACUGUUAUGUGACUCACGUCACCCUCAAAAAACCGAUAAUUAAACAAUGGGAUGGAAGCUGCAAGGACUGUACAUGGACAGGGAUCAUUGUGGGUUUCGUUGUAGGAGUUCUGGUAACAGGGACUGUGGUGGUUGUGGUCAUCUUUUUCAUCAAAAGGAAAGGGAUCAUUGUGAUCUCCAGCCCCAAAAACCUCAAAGUUGUGGAGAUCAAAGCAACGUCUGUUAAGGUCCAGUGGGAGAAAUCACUGGGGGAGAUUGACAGAUACAUCCUCUUGGUUUCACCGAGUCAGACAAAUGGAUCAAGUUUAAGUCGGGAGAUCCAGGUGACAUCUGGGGAAGAUGCUGCUGAAAUUGAUCAUCUGGACCCUUGUCGUUUGUACAUCAUCACUCUGGUUGCAGAAAAAGAUGGUGCACGGAGCAAACCAGCAACUGUGCAGACGACUACUGGGUCUAAAGCUGGUCGUUCUGACUCCAUUUCUGACUCAGAGGACAGCAGCAGUACUGAAAACAUUACAACGAGCACUGAUGCUUCUCACUCUGGAUUCAGAAGCUCUGAUAAAACUACUGUGAUGCACAGAACCUUCAAUGAUCCUGGUAGAAAGGCACAUGGUCCACCUGCAGAGGAUCAGCGGCCACUGCUUUGAGUGGUUUUGUAACCAAUACUUUUAUCUGUGAUAUGCGUGUCCAGAAAUUGCCCUGGAAAUGCAUAUAGCUAGUCACACUAGUAACACUAUGUGUCCUCAUGAUAUAUGUAUGCUUUAUUUGCUAUGCAUGUUACUCAUAAAUUUAGGGUGGACUGUCUCUGUGUCUAGGUUGACAAUAAAAACAUACAAUAGAAAUAAAAACCUGAAAGCAUAGAAUAGUUUCUGAAAGGGGCAGUGUGGGUAGAUUGGAUAGGAAUGUGGGAAAGUUUCUACACUGCAAAUGAGAAGUGUAAGUACAUUUGAAACAUGUUGGAAAUAAUGGAAAUCAUGUAUUUUAUUGCAAGUAAAGUGAAGUAAAGUCCAUUGGAGCUGAACUCCAGAUCAUCCAAGAUUAUAUACCAGCACUCUCAUUUACAGUAUGGACUCUUUACCAUUCACUGACCUGAAGUCAGUACUUUCACAUCACUCUUAUCUUAACAGAAAUCAUCCACAUGAAACUGCACUCCACUAUUCAUCUGGUCAUGAUAAACAUAGGAAGAAGAUGAUACAAGUAGAAAGUUGGUGAAUAUACAGAACAGAAGUUAAGCAGAUCUGCUUUUAAGCAAAAGCUGAACAAGCAUGAAAUCAUUAAACUUAUUGCUAGAAAAGCAUUAAUAUUAAGUCUCUCUUUCCAGCAUUUCUUUUUAGCACUAUCUGUUGCAGUGUACUGAUUUUAAUAAGUUUUUAAGAACACAUACAUGUUUUUUUUAUGUACCUCCUUGUGGUUUUACUUUUGUAACUAUGUUCAUUUUUUCAUACAGUACUUUUUUCUGUAAUAUUGUCAUAUAAAUAAAGUGGUUUAAAAAG